This is a messenger RNA of Pyrus x bretschneideri (Chinese white pear), 2440 nucleotides long. RefSeq names its product scarecrow-like protein 11. Lineage: Eukaryota; Viridiplantae; Streptophyta; Magnoliopsida; Rosales; Rosaceae. Bases 182 to 2221 code for a protein of 679 amino acids. Gene Ontology annotation, cellular component: nucleus. Gene Ontology annotation, biological process: regulation of DNA-templated transcription. The record is from RefSeq and is a predicted model, not a curated record. Gene Ontology annotation, molecular function: DNA-binding transcription factor activity; sequence-specific DNA binding. The transcript has a single exon.
AGUGAACAUGGCCAAUUGUGCCAUACAUUGUUAAAUUCAGAGACAAAAGAAACUAAUAUGAGAGUUCACUGAACUAUUGCUACAGAUAAGCCUACAAGUAUAUAAAACUAGAAGUGUUCAUACACUUCCUACUUUCUUCAUCCGCUCAGAUUUCUCAUUUGCUUCUGAAUCCCGUUAGAUUAUGGAUACCCUUGAGGAUGAACUUCCCAGUCCCAUGAACAAAUCCGUAAUCGAGCAAGUCGACGACUCGAAUGCGAAUCCUGUUCAUGAGUUUGGAGCCAGCCAUGAUUUCACUGAUCACAAUUUCUUCCCUGUCAAUUCAGACCCUUCUGAUAAUUUACCCUCGUUGCCGGGCGUGAGCACGGAGGUGAAUUUUCCGGAACGCAGUGAAGCAUCCAAUGCAAUUCUCAAGUACAUAAGUGAGAUGCUUAUGGAGGAGGAGGAAUACUUGGUGAACAAGCCCUGCAUGCUGCAGGAAUGUUUGGCACUCCAAGCUGCCGAAAAGUCAUUGCAUGAUGUGAUUGUUCAGGACCAAAAUCCCUCUUCAAGUGAUCCACUUAAUUUCAUACAUCGAAAUGUUGAGGCCCCGAACGAGGGCAGUAAUCACAGCAGUACUGGCUCUAUAGCUGCUGGAAACAGGGUUGGCUUGGAUUGGGGUUCUGUUCAAGAUGUUUUCGAGUCCUCUCGUGCCCAAAUUCCAAACCCUUUGGUUUUGAGCGGUGAGGGUGAAAUCACGCAUCUAAAACACAAUUCAUCGUCUGUUGUGGAGCUGAGGGAGCAGCAGGGAAACGAUGUGAGUUUCAAUUUGGACAAGGAUGGCAGCGACUCAUCAAAUGGAUCAAGGAGUAAGAGGAGUCAUCAGAGGGAGGACGAGGAUUCUCUAGAUGACUGGAGGAGAAACAAGGAUCCAGCGGUUUAUGCUGACGAAUUUGAGCUACCGCAGCUGUUUGAUGAGGUACUGCUCUGUCAGGGUGAGAAACAAGAGUCCAACUCAUGUUCUCCCAAGGAAAGCGAGAAGUUGCAGCUCAACCGGAAGUCAAAAGUAUCGAAGGGCAAGAAAACACGCAAGAAAAAGCUGGAUGACAAUGCGGGGAUGGUUGAUCUAUGGACGCUGCUGACUAUAUGUGCACAAUCUGUUGCAAGCUAUGACAAAAGGAAGGCAAAUGAACAACUCAAGCAGAUAAGGCUGAACUCUUCUCCCUAUGGCGAUGACACGCAGAGAUUAGCUCAUUACGUGGCAAAUGGCCUCGAAUUGCGCUUGGGUGCGGAUGUUCCCUCGAACGCUUCCCUUCCCAGCAGUGAGAUGUCAGCUGCUGAUAUCUUGAAAGCUUACCAGACUUACAUCACGGCAUGCCCUUUCCAGAAGAUGUCGAAUAUCUAUGCUAACCAAACGAUUCUGAAACAAGCAGAGAAAGCGACAAGGCUUCACAUCAUUGAUUUCGGUGUCCUCUAUGGCUACCAAUGGCCUUCCCUCAUCCAAGACCUCUCCAAGAGAAACGGCGGACCUCCCAUGCUUCGCAUAACCGGAGUAGAGUUUCCCCAGCCAGGUUUCCGGUCUUCAGAAAGGGUCGAACAGACAGGGCGGCGCCUAGCGAAUUACUGCAAGAGGUUUAACGUCCCCUUCAAGUACAACGUCAUAGCAACAAAUUGGGAAACAAUUCGGUCUGAGGAUAUCAAAAUCGACAGAGAUGAGUUAACUGUAGUCAACUGCUUGUACCGGCUAAAAAACCUACAGGAUGAUACAGUGACAGACUGUCCUAGGGAUACAGUUUUGAAGUUGAUCCGAAGAAUUAGCCCAGAUUUGUUCAUCCAUGGGGUAGUCAAUGGAUCCUACAAUGCACCCUUCUUUGACAUACGCUUCCGAGAGGCACUCUUCCAUUUUUCUUCCCUGUUCAACAUGUUUGAGGAGACUGUGCCACGAGAAGAUCCACAGAGGUUGCUCUACGAGCAAGAAGUAUUUGGCAGAGAUGUUAUCAAUGUGAUAGCAUGUGAGGGUCCAAGAAGAGUCGAAAGGCCGGAGACAUACAAGCAGUGGCAGACUAGAAACAUGAGAGCUGGGUUCCGGCAGGUACCGUCAGACCAGGAGAUCUUGAAGGAAGUCAGGAGUAUGGUGAAGAGAGAUUACCACAAGGAUUUCUCCAUCGACGAAGAUGGAAUGUGGAUGUUGCAGGGAUGGAAAGGCAGGAUAUUCCAUGCUAUUUCGUACUGGAAACCUGUUUGAGUUACAAAAGGCACCAAGGCAAUGCCCGAAAAGUGUGUGCUAGCAGUCUGGCUCAUAUUCUGCUGGUUUUCGGACUUCGGGAGAGUAAUUUUACGGGACUUCGAUUAGCUAGUACUGCUUAGAACUUGUAAGCAUGAUUUGUAGUUAUGUACCCUCUUACAAUCUGAUUUGGGUGUACUAAUAGUUCAGUUUAAUGAAAGUUUACCGUUAUGUUUUGAA